This is a messenger RNA of Penicillium cosmopolitanum, 1143 nucleotides long. RefSeq lists its product as uncharacterized. The transcript has a single exon. The record is from RefSeq and is a predicted model, not a curated record. NCBI's taxonomy places the organism in Eukaryota, Fungi, Ascomycota, Eurotiomycetes, Eurotiales, Aspergillaceae. The coding region runs from base 1 to 1143 and encodes 380 amino acids.
AUGCAUAGUUUCAGAGGGGAAGAAACGGAAUUAGGAGAAGAAAUCAAUGUAUUCGCGCAAGAGAAUAUCCCAUCGUUCAUGGUUCCAGACACCAUCGAAUUCCUAUCUGCGUUCCCACUCACUCACCGUGGGAAGGUUGAUCGACCACCAAUAGCGAAGAUGGCAUGCGACCGAAAGACACAUAUACAGAGCCAACAACAGGCAAAUAUUGCCCGCAGGGGUGCAUCUAAUAUUUCGUCUCUCGCCCAGCUUUGGAAGGAUGUCCUGGGAGUGACUCAUGUCCACGAACAAGACGAUUUCUUUUUAUCGGGUGUCAGCUCUAUACAAUCCGCUGCAUUCAUCACCGCCAUCUACGACCGAACAGGGCACCUCAUUACCACGGAUGAGCUCUAUCAUAACUCAGAAUUAGGAGAACUGGAAAAGCUUCCUUAUCUCAGAAAUUUCAGAGACCAAGAAAUUCCAGAUGAUACAAUGACCUGUAAGAGAGAUAUUGAUCUCGUUGACGACCUGUCACUUGUUAUCGACUGGGAGUCUGAAGAUGAAGGCAAAGUCUUCAUUACUGGGGCGACCGGCUUUGUCGGAAUCAAUAUGCUGAGAGACCUAUUGGAUCGACCAAGGGUGAAACAAGUUGCAUGUCUCGUCCGGAAGAAAGGAAACUCAACCGCAGAAUCCCGCGUCUAUGCUGAAUUGGAGCGAUACGAUUUAUUUUCAAUAGCAUCCCCCGGUAUCAUGCAAAAGAUCAUGGUACUUGAGGGUGACAUGGCAGAUGAUAAUUUAAGCUUGGGCGAAGAGACUUUCAAGUGGUUAGCCAAUUGGGCUAGUGUCAUCUUCCAUAUCGGCGCGAAGGUCAACUUUUGCGAUACAUACCAGCAACACUAUCGCGAUAAUGUUUUAGGGACUCGCAAUGUGCUAAGACUCGCUGCAACGGGGCGUCGCAGUGCCUUGCAUUAUAUGUCCAGUAUUGAUGUAUGGGGCCUACGGGCUUCAUUACGGGUACGAGACAGCUUCUUGAGAACGGGCCACUUUUACCGCAUCUUCAGGCUAUGCGAUAUGAUAUCGGAUACGGUCAGAGCCAGUAGACGGCCGAUGGCAUGGUUCGGCGCAUGCAGGAGAGAGGACUUCCAGCUGCAAUCUAUCCCCUGA